This is a messenger RNA of Pecten maximus, 1172 nucleotides long. RefSeq names its product putative threonine dehydratase. The transcript has 8 exons. Bases 158 to 1153 code for a protein of 331 amino acids. Gene Ontology annotation, molecular function: threonine deaminase activity; L-serine ammonia-lyase activity; pyridoxal phosphate binding. NCBI's taxonomy places the organism in Eukaryota, Metazoa, Mollusca, Bivalvia, Pectinida, Pectinidae. The record is from RefSeq and is a predicted model, not a curated record. Gene Ontology annotation, biological process: L-threonine catabolic process; L-serine catabolic process.
CAAACAGAAUAGCCCCGCUAUCUGUACUAAACCAGAGGUGCCCGGGGUCUAACGACAUUUUUAGGCUGUGUCAUCAUAAUUGUUUCUAUAUAUUUUUAGAAACAGGACUAAGUUUUAAAAUUUGGUCCGGUGGUCUUAACAACUCUAAAUUACAAGAAUGGAGGCUUCCGUAUCGCUAGAUCUACCGACCCGAAUCUUACAGGCUCGACAACGGAUAGAACCGUACGUACGGAGGACACACUUGGAGUACUCUCCCGGUCUGAGUAAACUGGCUGAUGGGUGUGAAGUUUAUAUCAAACUAGAGAGCGAACAAAUAACAGGGUCAUUCAAAGCGAGAGGGGCCUUCAAUAAAAUGUUGAUGUUAGCUGAAAGGGGUCCGGAGUUUAAAGAGAAGGGCGUUAUAACCGCGUCUUCUGGUAACCAUGGACUCGGCUGUUUGGCAGCUUGCAAAAGGACAGGGAUACCACUCACAGUAUACUGCCAAAAACAUGUAGACGCGGGCAAAAGGAACUCUCUAGAGGAACAAGGUGCGACCGUCGUUUUAUACGGGGAGGACUGUGUGGAUGCUGAAUUGGAGGCGAGGAGGACAGCCAAUCUCUCUGGCGUGGAGUACAUUUCCCCCUACAAUGAUUACGAUAUUAUUGCUGGACAGGGAACAAUCAGCGUUGAGAUUUUAGAACAACUACCGGAAGUUGAUGCUAUAUUAGUGUCGGUCGGAGGAGGUGGUUUAAUAGGUGGAAUAGCGAGAUAUGCCAAACAAGUGAAGCCUUCUAUCAAGAUAAUUGGCUGCUCACCAGAGAAAUCCAAAGUUAUGCACGCUAGCGUGAUAGCCAAGAAAUUGAUAUACGAAGAAUCUUUUGAUACUUUGUCGGACGGAACGGCAGGCUCCAUAGAGGAAAAUUCGGUGACGUUCGAGAUCUGCCGUGAUUACGUGGAUGAAUGGAUGCUGGUUACAGAGGAACAGAUAGGAAAGGCGGUUGUCUUCAUGGCACAGACCCACCACAAGAUUGUUGAGGGGUCGGCCGGCGUAUCCCUUGGAGCGUAUAUGUUCAAUGCGGCUAGGUUUAAAGGGCAGAAGGUAGCGAUCGUUUCCUGUGGGUCAAAUAUCAGCGUGAGGAGUCUUCAGGACCUACUAAAUAAAUACGUAAAGUGAGCAUUAGCUUUUUAACAUA